CACACACCAAUUUAGCAUUUCAUCACUUACAAAUAUGGAUUGCCUCAUCACCACUCUUCCACUGCUCCUCCUCCUCAGCCUCUUCACAUCUACCUCCGCCGUCAACUUUGAAGUUCGUAACAACUGCCCCUACACAGUUUGGGCAGCCGCAACCCCAGUUGGCGGCGGCCAACAACUCAACCAAGGCCAAGUCUGGAACAUUAACGUGCCGCCCGGCACAAAAAUGGCACGUAUAUGGGGUCGCAAAAACUGCAACUUCGGUGGUGGCGGAUGCGAGACCGGCGACUGCGGUGGGGUGUUACAGUGCACUGGGUGGGGUAAACCGCCGAACACCCUGGCUGAGUUCGCCCUAAACCAAUUCAACAACCUCGACUUCUUCGACAUCUCCAACGUCGACGGUUUCAACAUCCCCAUGAGCUUUGGCCCCACCAGACCCGGCGCCGACAAAUGCCACACAAUUUCAUGCACGGCGGAUAUCGUCGGCCAAUGCCCCGCCGCUCUUAGGGUCCCCGGAGGGUGUAACAACCCUUGCACCACCUUCCCAAGACCGGAAUAUUGCUGCACCAAUGGACCAUGUGAUCCUACAGAUUAUUCAAGGUUUUUCAAGACCAGAUGCCCUGAUGCUUAUAGUUACCCUAAGGAUGAUGCCACCAGCACUUUCACUUGCCCUGGAGGAAGUACUGAUUAUAGGGUUGUCUUCUGCCCAUGAUCAAAGUAAUCAAUUCCCCAAGUUGGAAUUUGUGGAAGUAUUAAUGCCUUAUAAUGUUAAAAGUAUAAAGGCUUUAAAUAAAUCUUAUGAAUAAGUCUGCAUUAUAUAUAUUUUGUAAUG
This is a messenger RNA of Ipomoea nil (Japanese morning glory), 829 nucleotides long. Its product is annotated as osmotin-like protein TPM-1. The transcript has a single exon. Bases 35 to 709 code for a protein of 224 amino acids. Gene Ontology annotation, biological process: defense response. The record is from RefSeq and is a predicted model, not a curated record. Gene Ontology annotation, cellular component: extracellular region. Lineage: Eukaryota; Viridiplantae; Streptophyta; Magnoliopsida; Solanales; Convolvulaceae.